AUGGACCGCGACGGCGACGACGCCGCGCGCUUCGCUUGCCUCGCGUCCACGGCCGUGUCCGGACACGAACGCCUGAAACUCCUCGAGCGCGGCGUCGCGGGUCGAGGCCUCGCGGUGUUGUCCGGUGCCGACGAGUCCGAAGACGCGCACGUCGCGAAGAUCUCCCCGUCGUCGACGCUGUGGACGCGGAUGUACGAUGACGAUUACGUGAACGAGACCGUCCCGGGAUGGGACGUCCGCCUCGCGGUGAUGCUCCUGCGCGCCAUCGCCGGGAACGACGAGAGCGCGACCUUCGACUGGCGCGCGUAUCGCGCGUUCCUCCCUCGUCUGGACGAGCUCACGCACCUCGGAUGCUUCGACGACGCGGAGGCGUCCGUGCUGUCCCCAUGGUUCGCGGAGGAGCGAAAUCAAAUACGACGAGCGUGGGACGACGCGUACGCGACCGCGAUGGCGUCGCGCGCGCUGCCGCCGGGGACAACAGGCGAGGAGUUUCGGUGGGCGGCCGCGAUCGCGAGGACGCGCGCGUUUCGUCUGCCGCCGCCGCCGCCGUCGUCGUCGUCGCGGAUCGUCGACGCGGACGUGGCCGUCCUCGUGCCGAUUCUGGACAUGGCGAACCACGCGUCGGACGGGUCCGAGACCGUCCGGUGGACGGAGGCGACGAACGGAGAGGAGCCCGCGAUCGCGCUCUUCCCGACGCGUCGCGGCGGCGCGGACGCGGACGCCGCGAACGCGCCGCCGUCGCCGCCGCGGUGGCGCGAGGUUUGCCUGUCGUACCUCCCCAAGGGCUCGAACGAAGACCUGUUCCGCGCGUUCGGCUUCGUCGAGCGAGGGAACCCGCACGACGCGCUGCCGAUUUGGGUCGAGUGCGCGUGCGAGCGGGAGGUCGGCCGCACGCGCGCUGCCCCCCGCGGCCGCGCGCGACCGCGCCGCGUCACGCUUCUCGCCGCAGCGGGUCUGAAGCAGAACAAGCGCACCGGCGCGCUGCGUUUCGCGGACGUGAACGACGCGGACGAUCUCGGGGAGGAAAGGGCGGAGCGUCGCGUAGCCGCGACGCGCGCGCUCCUGGCGUUCUCGACGCGGGGCAGCGUUCCCGAGCGCGAGCGUCAGGGCGUCGGCGGGCGAACGCUUCGCCGCGUGCUCGAAGACGCGCUCGACAUUGCGCUCCAAAACGAAAACGAGUUCGACCGCGCGUAUUUCGAAGACGCGACCGUAGCGGACAUGCGCGUGGUGCACAGCGAUCGCGUGCACGCGGCUCGCGCGCAUCUCCGCGAACAGACGCUCUUGAUCGCCGCCGCCGUCGACGUGCUGCACUUGUACAAGGACCACGAGCGCGCGUCCGCGGCGGCGCCCGGAAGAUAG
Micromonas pusilla CCMP1545 is the source of this 1359-nucleotide messenger RNA. RefSeq lists its product as uncharacterized. The coding region runs from base 1 to 1359 and encodes 452 amino acids. The record is from RefSeq and is a predicted model, not a curated record. Gene Ontology annotation, biological process: peptidyl-lysine monomethylation. The transcript has a single exon. Gene Ontology annotation, molecular function: protein-lysine N-methyltransferase activity. Lineage: Eukaryota; Viridiplantae; Chlorophyta; Mamiellophyceae; Mamiellales; Mamiellaceae.